Molecule: messenger RNA, 1204 nt
Organism: Astrephomene gubernaculifera
Lineage: Eukaryota; Viridiplantae; Chlorophyta; Chlorophyceae; Chlamydomonadales; Astrephomenaceae
Source: the annotation of a GenBank genome assembly
CGGCGGGUCACAGCUGCCGAGCUUUGGAGCGACCCGGCGGGUCAUCCUGGGUCGGCGGAGCAGCGGAGUGGUGCUGGGAGAUGACCUGCUGAGGGAGAAGCGGCUGACGGUGGGAGUGGUGGCGGUGAGCCGCUGCGUGGUGCUUGCCGUCAGCCCCCAGCGCUUCACCAGCUGCUGCGACCCGCUCACGCUGCGGCUGUUCCACAAGCUGCGGCUGCAGCACAGCGCCACCGGGGUGUUCACGGACGCGCUGCGGGGGGCGGAGCAGCGGCAGGCCAUGGGGGCGCUGUUCAGGGAGGCAGUUCUGGGUCAGUCCUACGGUCAAGGUCCCCCGGGGGCGCUGCGGCGGGAGGGGGGCAGCGAGGGCAAACCGUGGAAGGCGCCGAGCGGGCGCCCCGAGGAGCUCUCCCUCACCGCGGACCAGCUGCACCGGGCGGCAGGGGGGGCAGCAUCCGGAGGGGGAGCAGGAGGAGGGGGAGGAGGGGCCUCGUCAGGUGGCGGGGCAGCGGGAGCAGCAUCCACUGCCGCUACCUCCCACUCCCACUCCCAUGCCCACUCCCACUCCCACUCUCACGCGCAUUCCCACCCCCACGCAGCCUCCGCCGCUGCCAGUGCUGCCAGUGCUGCUGCUGCUGCCGGCAGUGCCGGGGGAGGAGGGGGAGGAGGAGGUGGUGGCACAAGCGAUGGCGGGGGUGGGGGUGGGGGUGGAGGUGGGGGGAAGCUGUACGGCGGUCUAACGGUAUCGCUGGUACUGGAGGCGGUUGGGAAGGGCGCGGAGAGCGGCUCCAUGGCCACAUUCCUGCAGCGCAUGAAGGCGUCCGAGACCGCGCACCAGCACCAUCUCCACUCCGCCGCCACAUCAGCCGGGGGAGCCACCUCCGCCGCCGCCGCCGCCUACCCCUCCGCCGCCGCCGCGUUCCUGCCGGCCUGGGCGGACGUGGACCUGAGCCAACAGGUGGGGUGCGGCAGCGGGGGGCAGCAGCGCAUGUACACGGACAUGCUGGAGGCGGCGUGCAUGGCGGUGAUCAAGGUGGACCUGGCUCCCGGGCAGCUGGACGUGCGGCUGGACACCAUGGCACAGGUGUUGGACGACAUCGUGGUGCAGUGGAGCGACCUGGCUCACCGCUGCGGGCUGCAGCUGGUGCGCUGGCGCACGCUGGAGUACUUCCUGGUGGUGCCGCUGGAGCUGGGGGGAGGGGCAGGG